This is a messenger RNA of Scylla paramamosain (green mud crab), 3267 nucleotides long. RefSeq lists its product as uncharacterized. NCBI's taxonomy places the organism in Eukaryota, Metazoa, Arthropoda, Malacostraca, Decapoda, Portunidae. Bases 1 to 3267 code for a protein of 1088 amino acids. The record is from RefSeq and is a predicted model, not a curated record. Gene Ontology annotation, biological process: signal transduction. The transcript is spliced from 8 exons.
AUGGAGGAGGGGCAGGAGGGUGUGAGGGAAGCCGUGCUUGAGGAGUUGGCCCGGCUAGGAGUGCAGGAUGUGAGAAAUACAAGCGAAGCAGGAGGAAAGAAGAGCCAUUAUGGAAGUAAAUUUCAUGUCAGUCUCCACCACUCCUCGACGGCAUCUGCCAAGACUGCCAAGGGGAAGCCAAGGGGAAAGAGGAGUCCAGGCAGGUCUGUGACAUCCAAGAGUCCCAUGAAAGCGCGAGAUGAGAGGAAACACACCCCGAAGUCGCCGUUCUCCAGUGCCAAGAGAAGGGCUGAGGUGCGGCGCCUCAACAAUGCCAACAAGGAGAAUAAGGUGUUUGGGCAAGGGCUGAGUCAGGUGCCACAAGUGUGUGUUCUUUUGAAUGGUGGAGGUGAGCAGGUGAAGGUGCCCCAGCUUAUGGUUGACCUCUGUAAUCACAUCCGUCGCAACAUAACCACUGAGGGAAUCUUCCGUAAGGCUGGAUCAGCUCAUCGCCAGAAUGACCUCAAGAAAUUAUUGGAUGGGGGAAGCAGUCUGCCGUCAAGUGUGCAUGUCAUUGACUGUGCCUGCCUCCUGAAGCAGUACCUCCGCUGCUUGCCAGAACCUCUACUCUUCUCUGAGGUGCAUGCCAGGGUGGUGGCCAGCAUGGAACUGGAAUCAGAGACUCGUGUAGAAGCUAUGGCACUGAGCAUUCUACUUCUGCCUCGAACACACAUUGACACACUGCUCUAUCUCAUAGAUUUUUUCUCAGAGGUUGUAGAGGCCAGUGAUAGCAACAAAAUGGAUGCAAGGAACUUGGCAAUUGUUCUGGCUCCUAACCUUUUGCCACCCACCCUGUCCCAUCCCCCUGCCCUUCGUCGGAAGUCUUCAUCCUUCCCUGACUCCACUUCAGAGGACACAAUGCUCACCAAAAACAUAGAAAUCCUGCAGCUGCUAAUUGAAAAUGCUGCUACUGUUUGCCGAAUGCCCAGCUAUGUGGUGGAGACACUAGAACCACGUCAUCGCAGUCAGUCUACUGAGGACCUCAUUGCCAGCACUGUACAACCACUGUCAUCUUCCAGCAGCAGGCAGGCACAGCAGCAGCCCUUGGCCCCAAACAAGAAGAAGCGCCGUAGUGCUUCCAUUCACCGAUUAAUGACUGGAUUUCGGCGAGUAGUGGGCCAGAGCCGCCCUGAUCCGGCUUCUCCAGCAGAUGACCCAGCCAGUUUGGAUGCAUAUCCAGGGAUAGCCCUCUCCCCUCUCACUUCUUUGGGCAAUCCUACUCCAAGGAAACGAAAGUCAGCUGAUGCCCAUAACUUAGGAAUUGUGGAAUUCAGGGAGCAGGCUGAGCCUUCCCAGGUCUCUCCACCUACUUGCAAGAAAGCCAAGCUUGAGGGUGAUGCUGCUACUAAGCCUUCUGUCCCAUCUAGCAUACCUUUUCCUUACAGUGCUUCCUCUGUAAAGCGAACAGAAGGUGUGGGCAGAACUAAGACCAGUUCUGAAGAAGUCUUGCCAAAGAGCCCUUGGACCAGCUUGCACUCCAUUAUGCCACCCAGCAGCAGCAGAGGCAGGAGAAGUGUGGACUCCUUGUACCCUCCUACAGCAUGCAGUCCAUUCCAUCCAAUACACAGUGCACAAUCCCAGAUGGCAGCUACACCUUCUUUACUAGUUCCUCCUAGUACACCCCUCCUGAAGAGAAGAAGCUUUGACCUUCCCCUAAGAAGUGGGGGAGUCAAGAGAACAAACACCUGCGAGGCAGGUGGUCAGGCCACCCGAAGGAGGAGUAGCAGUAAGGCCCUCAAUGAGCCUGAUGGUGCAGAGUCAUGGACCCCUGGGCCCCGUGGUGUGCCUGAUGGGGCAGAAUGCACUCUUCGUAGUCAGCCCAGUACUGCCCUACAGGCUUUGGAGCAGCAGUAUGAUGACAUAAAGAGUGUGGUGCGUAGGGAAGAAGAACAGCUAGAACAAAGUGCAGUGCAUCAUAUGAGGGCUGCCCUAUUCCCCAACAUCUCAACCAGCAGCCAGAAUCUGAGCUGUUCUGAGAUGAUCCAGAGUGCUUAUGAACGCAUGAAGGUUGAAACAGAAGGCCAGCUAGUCACCCCCGGACCCUCAGACUCACUAUCCCGAAGGUUAGACCGUGAAUUGAAGAUAAGAAACAGGCGCAGUGGUGGGGAACACAGAGUUAUCCGGUCUCCCAGUGAACGUAGAAUUGGCACUAUCCGACGGAGGUCAAAGGAAAGUGUGCAAAACACUGCAAAAAAUCUUAUUACUGCUGAGGAGAUUGGUUCCCCAGCACCUACUCCUACCACCUUCUUCCAAACUCCCAAGAUGAAGGCUGCACUACUAAGCACCCCAGCUUCUACUUCCCUUCGCAGAGGCCGCCCUAACUCUGUUAAAUCCGGUUUGCCCAUGGUGGUACGUUCCUCUGCUGGCAGCAGCCUCUCUCCAGGGAUCCAGGUUGACAAUAGUACACCAGCGUCAAACACCAGCCGCAUGGUGGUGGUCAGCAGGCGGGGAGAAGACAGUAGUACUCCCCAGGAGAGGUCACUAAAGAAAAACAAAAAGAAACAAUCUCUUGAAAGUGAUAGGAAGAUUACAGGAGUUAAAGCAUCCCCAAACCAUUACCAGCGUCAUCAUAGUGCCAUUGGCAGGUCACCCUCAGAUGCUAUGGAAAGUGACCCCAACAGAAGGGAAGAGGAUCUGUCAAGCAGCUUCCUGGAGGAGGUGAUGGGCCCCAUGACUCGCAGACGGUCCAGUCGCCUCUCUCUCACCUCCUCUCUCCCUAAGCUGAAGCUUUCACCUUCUCCCCAGUCAGGUCGGGCAAGCCCAGAAGAAGAUUGGGUAUGUGCUCCAGAAUACCUCAAGGCCGAGAGUGGGGAGUGUGGUGAGGGAGUGGUAGGACGGCCUUCACUGGCUGCAUUGGUCAAACAAAAGAAAGUUAGCUCCACCCUCCAGCUGUUUAAUAAUCUUCAGCCAAACUCCCCAUACACUUCAUGCUCCUCAGCCAAUAGACAGCAGCAGCGUGGCCGAGCAUCACGACUUACUCCCCGCAUCACCAUGACUCCCCGUGACCUCCUCAAGGUUAGAGUGCCACCCUCUCCAACUCCAACCAGAAUAGCAGUUGUUGCCCCUCUGAGGGAGAGCAGACUCAUCAACAUCCAACAAGAGCCUUACAAAUCAAAGACUCUUCGAGGAUGUCCAUCUCUCCUUCCUCACCAAGACUCAAAUAACCCGCCAAAGUUACCUCCUCGUGGAGCAGUCAGGCCUUCCCCAGUGAGAAUGCAAUAUAGAUAA